AUCGCAAAUAACACACAGCCAAUUAAGUUACGAUGACCACUAUUUGGGUCUCUAUGUCUUACGCAUGUCUAUGCUCUAGAAACAACACCAUUCACUGUCGAUGCUGGAAGACUAAGGGUCAACUCUCGCUCAGCCGGCGCCCCGCGGAAAAAAGGGUGAGACUGAACUGCCGGCUGUCACCAGCUGUAGCUCAUGCAUGUCCUGUUUUCCUACUUGUGAUGACCUCAUUCUCUUGGUCACGUCCUACCAGUGCAAGCUUCACAUGAGGUCCGCAACUGCCGCAGAAGGCCACUUGUGAAGCAGAUUUUCUCCAACACGCCAGACUUUAUCUGAUGGGACCAUCAAAAAAGACAAUGGUUCGCCGCGCAGUCGUCUCAUCCUUUAUCUUCAAGUUCCCGCCCAAUCGGGGGCCGCAGGUCGCUCUGUUCCGGAGAAGUGACAGCGUGCGGACUUAUCCCAAUCAUCUUGCGCCGGUAUCGGGCAGCAUAGAGCAGGACGACCCCUCACCCCUGGAUGCUGCCUGGAGAGAGAUCCGCGAAGAGACAACGCUCACACCUGCGACUUUAACGUUACUCCGCCAGGGGAAGGACUACGUCUUCGCCGAUGAGAGGAUUGGCCGCGAGUGGACUAUCCAUCCCUUCGCCUUCCGCCUCAAGUCCCACGAGGAUGAGUCCCGCAUUCAGAUCGAUUGGGAGCAUAAGGGGUUCCAGUGGUUCGACCCCCACGAGGUCCGCGACGUCGAUGAAUUUGGUGGCGUGCCACGACUUGCCGAGAGUCUUCGACGCAUCUGGUUCGAGAUUGAACUCGGCGAGAGGAGAGGAAAGUUUCUAAGUGACGGGCUGCUCGCGUUGCAGAAGGAUCACCAAAGCGGAGCGCGGCAGCUGGCGGGCAAGGCGCUUCAGGUUCUUCUUUCCGUCAUUGGGGAGAAGGCCAGCGCAGAGAAAGAUGGCUCUGUGGAAAAGUGGUGGCGCAAUGCUCGGCUCGCCGCUUGGCAUCUCUGGAAGAAUGGCAGAGAGAGCAUGGGAGCCGCAAUUCUGAACAAUAUUGUGCGAUCGCUGUCCGUCAUAGAGAAGGAGGUACAGCAGGUCAAGGAUGCAAACGUCUCCCAGGCCUUCCUUGACUCUGUGACAAAAAAGGUAGGCAAUUUUGCAACAUCGAGGGACUCUUCUAUCGAUGGCAUCUGGAAGUCCUUUGAGGCUUUCUUACGAACACAUCACGGCUCCGGUCAGCCCAUCCGGAUUCUCACGUUAUCGUCGAGUUCCACCAUCCUCGAGUGUCUGAAGAGGGCUAUCGCAGGCCUGGACUCAUCAUUCGAUAUCCGCGUACUCGAGUCUCGUCCCUUGUUUGAGGGGGUUUCAAUGGCGUCUAGCCUGGUCAACCACCUCCAAGAAUCAGGGCAAAGAGAGAACAGAGUCAAUGUCUCAAUCUAUACCGACGCCGCCGCCGCAAUCGCUAGUAAGGAAGUGGACAUGGUCCUCAUUGGUGCGGAUAUCAUUGACGGGUAUGGGGCAACGAGCAACAAGACAGGCUCACUACCAGCAAUUCUCUCUGCUAAGUACAGCUCACCUCAAGCUAAGGUAUUCGUUCUGGCCGAAAGUGAGAAGAUUCUGCCGUAUGAUCCACCUCCUUUCGAAGAGAAUGAUGUCAAUGAGGUCGCCGCUUCGUGGAAGCACGACUACUUAGCACAACAGGAUGCCUCGAAGGCCAUCGAUAGCUCGCUUGGGGCAGGCUCCGGCAAGGAGAUGGCAAAAGCGAAUGUCAGGAACGUGUACUUUGAAUGGGUACCCUCAGGCCUCAUCGACGGAUACAUGCUCGAGGACGGGGAGAAAUGCUCGAUUGAUAUUUCGGACAUCGCCGAGCGGAUACGCCGCGAAGCAGAUGCGUUCUUCUCUGAUGUUUAGGUAUAACGUGGUUGCUCCGCAGACUAUCAUACUCAAAGGCCAUAUAUAAACGUCCACUUCUUGUCAGCGUAACGCGUGUUGUCCAGCCGCU
This is a messenger RNA of Colletotrichum scovillei, 1992 nucleotides long. Its product is annotated as NUDIX domain-containing protein. The record is from RefSeq and is a predicted model, not a curated record. Lineage: Eukaryota; Fungi; Ascomycota; Sordariomycetes; Glomerellales; Glomerellaceae. The coding region runs from base 333 to 1901 and encodes 522 amino acids. Gene Ontology annotation, molecular function: S-methyl-5-thioribose-1-phosphate isomerase activity. The transcript has 2 exons.